This is a messenger RNA of Momordica charantia (bitter melon), 2743 nucleotides long. Its product is annotated as WW domain-containing protein. Lineage: Eukaryota; Viridiplantae; Streptophyta; Magnoliopsida; Cucurbitales; Cucurbitaceae. Gene Ontology annotation, cellular component: cytoplasm; nuclear body. Gene Ontology annotation, molecular function: protein binding; ribonucleoprotein complex binding. Gene Ontology annotation, biological process: alternative mRNA splicing, via spliceosome. The record is from RefSeq and is a predicted model, not a curated record.
CAAUUUCUGAAAAAUAAGGGGAGGUGGGUCACUAAUUAGAUUUUUUCGGAAGGAAUCCAAAACUGGUUCUCGAAGGGAAUCCCAAUUUCCCAACAAUCUCGGCAUUUCAUCGCUCGCUCUCUCUGGCACCCCAUUUUGCACCAUUCCGACCAAAAGCUUCUCUCUGCAUAUCGUCGAAUUCGCCAUAUCCAAAUGCUCCUCAAAUUCCCAUAAUCAGUUGGUCAAGUGCAGCACAACUUCCAAGACUGAAACCCUAAUCCAGAGGAUGCCGACCUCAAAUGCAGCAGCUGCAGUUUCCGGAGACUCGUUCAUAACUACAAUUGGGUCCAGCGUUGAAGAUAGACCCCUCAAGGAAUCGGGCGCCGCUCAAUCUCAAUCUUACGCCCAGAAUGAAGUGCAAGAACUUGUAAAGUCUGGCAAACAAGACUCCUCUAGCCAACCGGGAGAAGCGCAGAGUUCUGUAGCAGUGUCUUCCGAUCAAGAUACCUUUGUUGAGCAGCAACUUGGGAAGAGCACUGCAACUGUGGAUGAACUGCUCGUGCAGGGGAAUGAAAAGUUCCAGGAGACAGAACCAAGUCGUGUAAAUGAUCAGAACAAUGUUCCCCAUGACGGCGUGUUUAAAAUUGCUUGCUCGUCUUCUAGCAAAUUCGGAUCGCAUGUUGGCGAUACCAGGGACAUUGACAGUGCUGUUCAGGAUGCAGUGUUGAGGGAACAGGAACUUGCAACCCAAAAUAUUAUUCGCAGCCAAAGGGAGUCCUUGGGUGCAGAUGGACCUCCUAGCGAAAGAUCAGAUAUCUUUUCAGAACGUUAUGACCCAAGUACUCUUAAAGAGCAUCUUUUGAAGAUUACUUCUGAUCAUCGUGCUGAAAUGGCUAUGAAAAGAGGAAAGUCAAACCUUCCAGAAGAAGGGAACUUGGAAAUUGGAAAUGGUUAUGGCGUACCUGGUGGAUGUGCUUUCUAUGGUGCUUCAAAGCCUGGAAUUGUAACCCCUGGAAAUAAUGCGAUUGGCUGGAAAAUCCAGGGACAGGUUACGGAAGCAGAACAAAACUCUGCUACUAAAGAAUUGCCCGAGUACCUCAAGCAGAAGCUAAGAGCCAGGGGUAUUCUUAAAGAAGAUACACAAAAAAGAAAUUCUACAAAUUCUGAUGCUAUUUCAAAUCAACCAGUGCAAGGAGAUAAGCUGCCUCGUGGAUGGGUGGAGGCUAAAGACCCUGAUAGUGGUGUUUUGUAUUAUUAUAAUGAAAGUACUGGGAAGAGUCAAUGGGAAAGGCCCUCUGACUCCUCUUUUGAUCUGCAACUUCCAUCAGCUGUAUCCCUUCCAGAAGAUUGGAUGGAGGCACUCGAUGAAACAACAGGCCUUAAAUACUACUACAAUGUAAGAACCCACGUAACCCAGUGGGAGCAUCCUGUUUCAUCUCAUCAGGGAACUUUGACACACUCGAAUGGUAACGUUCCUGGGGUUUGGAACAACCAAACUUUUGAACAAAAUAAAUGCAUCGCAUGUGGAAGAGGAAUGACCCUCAUGCAGGGUUCUAGAUACUGCAACAGUUAUACAUGUGAGGCUUCUACAAGUUCAACCAAUGGGAAUUGGCAGGAGCAAUCGUUUGAGCUAAACAAAUGCAUGGGAUGUGGCGGUUGGGGGCUUGGCCUUGUGCAAUCUUGGGGUUACUGCAAUCAUUGUACACGAAUUCUCAGGCUUCCCCAGUGUGAAUACUUGCCAACCAGCAGUGUUAGUAAUCAGCAUCAGCAGAAGACCGAGAGUAUCGAUCACAGCGCUGAUGCUUCCAUUAAAAAGUCUGCUAUGGAUAGGUCCAAAUGGAAACCUCCAAUGGGGAAAGGUGGAAAACGAGAAAGUAGGAAGCGAUCCUACAGCGAGGAUGAUGAAUUGGAUCCGAUGGACCCUAGCUCCUAUUCAGAUGCUCCUCGUGGUGGCUGGGUUGUGGGUCUAAAAGGAGUACAACCUCGAGCAGCAGAUACUACUGCUACAGGUCCUCUAUUUCAACAGCGGCCAUACCCAUCACCUGGAGCUGUUCUGAGGAAGAAUGCCGAAAUUGCUUCACAAACCAAGAAGGGAAGCUCUCACUAUGCACCUAUUUCCAAGAAAGGAGAUGGGAGUGAUGGCCUUGGUGAUGCUGACUGAUCUUCUACGAUACAACAGCAUGCCACGUGUUUCUCUAGCGCUGGAAUGCGUUUUCCACAUGAGAUGCUGUGGACUUUUUUACCCCUAUAGCCUUAACUUGAAGGUAUGGAUCAAAUGAACGUGAUUGCUGCUGACUUUUUGAAGGAUUGGCCGUAUGUUCAAGUGGGAGUCAUUGAGGCAUUUUAAUGUGUCCUGUUUACAUGUUCUUGGUUCUGUGUCACUUUUUCUACCCCUUUGUCUUUUUGCCGCCCCCUCUUGUACAUAUAUAUACUUCUAUAAGAAAAAGUAAAAUUUUGUGUAACUAACUACGUUGAGCUUGUGGGCCUUGGGGCGGGCGCGAGUGCCAAGAGGUGAGUAAAGCUCCGACUCCAAAUUAUCCACAAAAAAAAAAAAAAAAAAUUACACUGCAUUGAGCUUGGACGUAGGUUUGUUUAUCACAACUUAAGAGCUUUCUAAUCCUAGUAGUUAUGUAAACUCAAAGCCUACUUUCUAUAUUACAUUUUUGCUUUUACAAAUUAUAGAUUCACGAGUCAAAUAUAGAGUUAUGUAAACUUGAGUUUGUCAAUUCUAAAUUUCAUAAAUUCAGAAAGAUUAGAUUCAUGA